Elephantulus edwardii (Cape elephant shrew) is the source of this 1560-nucleotide messenger RNA. It is a transcript of the gene ECM1, whose product is annotated as extracellular matrix protein 1. The coding region runs from base 1 to 1560 and encodes 519 amino acids. NCBI's taxonomy places the organism in Eukaryota, Metazoa, Chordata, Mammalia, Macroscelidea, Macroscelididae. Gene Ontology annotation, cellular component: extracellular region. Gene Ontology annotation, biological process: signal transduction; regulation of bone mineralization. The record is from RefSeq and is a predicted model, not a curated record. The transcript has 10 exons.
AUGGGGACCAUGUCCAGAACAACCCUGGUUCUGGCCUGUUUGGCUGUCAUUUCUGCAGCCUCAGAGGAAGGCCCCAAGGCUUCAGGACAGAAAGUACUGCAUCCACAGCACUUCGUCCAGAACCCUGAAGAAGUUGGCUACGCGGCACCUCCCUCCCCACCCCUGACCCAGAACCUCCCCAGGGACCACCCUGACUCAACUCAGCAUGGCUUUCACUUUGAGGGACAGAGAGAAGGUAAGUCCCUACCACACACCUCUCUGGUACCCCUCCAAAAGGAACUGCCACCUCCCCAACUCCAGAUUGAACAAAGAGAGGAAAAGCCAGUUUCCUUCUCCAGACAGAAUCUAGAGCCUGAGUCUUCGAAACCAGCCGCACACUGCCAGCGAGGUCGACCCCGAGGAGGCUGGGCCCACCGGCUGGAUGGCUUCCCCCCUGGGCGACCUUCUCAAGACAACCUGGACCAGAUCUGCCUCCCUGACCGGCAGCACGUGGUGUACGGCCCCUGGAACCUGCCCCAGAGUGGCUUCUCCCACCUUACCCGCCAGGGGGAUGCCCUUAAUUUGCUGGAGACUGGAUAUUACCGCUGCUGCCGCUGCCGCAACCACUCAAACCGCCUAGACUGUACAAAGCUUGUGUGGGAGGAUGCAAUGACCCAGUUCUGUGAGGCUGAGAUCUCGGUCAAGACCCGAGUCCACUACUGCUGCAAACAGCAGGGAGAGGCUCGGUUCUCCUGCUUCCAAAAGGAAGCCCCCCAGCCACACUACCAGCUCCGGGCCUGCCCUAGCCAACAGCCUGGUGUAACUUCGGGGCCCAAGCUGCCAUUCCCCCCGGGGGUCCCCACACUGGACAAUGUCAAGAACAUCUGCCGUCUGCGACGCUUCCGCUCUGUGCCACACAACCUGCUGGCCACCGACCCCAUCGAAAGGCAGCUGCAGGCGCUCACCCAGCUGGAGGGGGAGUUCAAGCGCUGCUGCCUUCAGGGGGACAACCACACCUGUGCUCAGAAGGCUUGGGAGGACACCCUCGAUACAUACUGUACCAAGGAGCAGGGUGUGAAGACCCACCACCACUUGUGUUGCCACCACCCACCGAGCCCUGCCCGUGAUGAGUGCUUUGCUCAUCAAGCUCCGUACCCCAACUAUGACCGGGACAUCUUGACCAUUGACCUCAGCCGGGUCACACCCAACCUCAUGGACCAUCUCUGUGGAAACCAAAAAGUUCUCAGCAAGCAUAAACAGAUUCCUGGGCUGAUUCGCAACAUGACCGCACGAUGCUGUGACCUGCCUUUUCCAGAGCAAGCCUGCUGUGCCGAGGAGGAAAAAUCAACUUUCAUUGAUGGCCUGUGUGGUCCCCGACGGAACUCCUGGCGCGACCCUGCCCUCUGCUGUGCCCUGAGCCCAGGGGAUGAACAGAUCAACUGCUUCAAUAUCCAUUAUCUGAGGAAUGUGGCUGUAGUGGUUGGAGACACUGGGGAUGCCAACGACCAGGGGGAGCAGGACCCGACUCAGGAAACAAAUGUCAGCCCCACCCCAGAGCCUGAAGAGAAUGAGUCACCCUAG